Cylicocyclus nassatus is the source of this 1063-nucleotide messenger RNA. The record is from the annotation of a GenBank genome assembly. NCBI's taxonomy places the organism in Eukaryota, Metazoa, Nematoda, Chromadorea, Rhabditida, Strongylidae.
UUCAACCCAUAUUUCUUUAAAAACCUUCAACUUUGCUCAAAAGGUUGCGUUGAAGGCUAUCAUGGAAGUCGCUUCUACAUCCACAGCCGAUGCUGUCGACAUCAUGAAAAAGUGCUUGGCUGGCGGAACUGCAGCUGCAAUCAGCAAAACUACGAUGGCUCCUAUUGACCGAGUCAAACUCCUUUUACAGUUACAAAACCAUGGACGAGCUGCCGCGAUGCAGUACAAUGGAAUGAGAGACUGCCUGAAAAAAGUUUGUACGGAACAAGGAGUCCUUUCACUAUGGCGAGGAAACGGAGUUGGAGUUCUCCGCUGUUUUCCAAAUCAAGCGCUGAAUUUUGCUUUACGAGACGUGUACCGUAAUUUACUGUUGAAUGGCAUUGAUCGGAAAAAGAACUUCUGUCGCUUUGUAAUGGGUUCAAUUGCCGCUGGUGGACUUGGUGGAGUGACGGCACUCUUCUUUCUCUAUCCAUUUGACUUCGCUCGUACACGAUUGGCCGUGGACGUGAAUGAAAAUGGCACAAGAAAGUUCAAGGGAAUGCUCGACUGUCUUGACAAAGUGCGAAAGCGGGAAGGGUGCUUGGGCUGGUACAGGGGAUUUUCGCCCUCCGUUCAGUUUGUGUUCGCAUCUCGAGCUGUUUUCUUUGGUAUUUUUGAUGUGCUGCGAACAAGUGUCACUGAUCCGAAACAGCUACAUUUCAUGACAUUGUGGUUGAUAGCGCAGGUUUGCUUGAUCACCUCUGGCUUACUGUGUUAUCCUCUCGACACAGUGAGGAGGCAAAUGAUGAUGCAAGCUGGAAAAGUUGAAAAAACCAUGCAAAGUUCGUGGAGCUGUUGGUGUCACAUUGCAAAGACCUCCGGGCGAAAGGGUUUCUAUCGAGGAGCGAUGACAAAUUCUUUGCGGUCUACCGGUGGUGCUAUGGUUCUCACGUUCUAUUACGAGUUCACGAAAUUUUUGUGAUUAAUUCAUUCAAUCAUGCCGAUUAAGCUUCGAUUAUGCACAGUGCUAUGCUUAGGCUGUCUCUGUUUCAUUUAGAGCGCGAAUGAAUUUGUCAAAAAUGCA